AUGACGACAGUUGAGGAACUCACAGGGAUCGUUAAAGGACUAGCUGACGUGGUAAAAUCCCAGCUAACAAACCAACAUGAUGCCCAAGAAGCAAAUCGACAACACAUCGAAGCACUCGCGAAAACUGUCGCAGAUUUAGCCACAAAUUCCCCAAGUUCAAGCCAUGUUGACACUUUGAAGUUGCCUCAAGUGGUUUUACCUCGCUAUACAGGUAAGCCUGACGAACAACUUGACCGUUUUCUUGACCAGCUUACGACGCUAUUAAAAUCCUCUGGAGUUCCAGCUAAACAUUGGACAACCUAUCUUAAGCAACAGGUGCAGCAAGAUUUACGUGCUUAUGAUUCUGUUGUGUUUGCUGAAGAAGAAUGUAAACAUGCUCUUGGAGAGGACCCUGCCAAUAUUACUAUCGAACAGUAUGAAACGUACUUUAACCUUGUCAAAGCAUCAGUUAAGAAACGUGGAAAACCUAAAGAUGAACGUAUACGUGAAUUACUUCAAGUCUACUACAACCUCCAACAAAGUACAGCAGAACCUGUUUCAACUUUUGCACACCGAUUCUGUGACAUUCAACACGAACUCGAGAAAUGUAUUCCUGGAAUACACUAUACAGGCACGAAUGAUGAUAUCGAACUGAGACAUGCAUUUUUGAUAAAACUUCGACCGGAAAUUGGAAAAGCUCUGAUGAGCCGAGACGCCAAGUAUUCUUCUCUAUCGGAAGUUAUUGAAGCUGCUAACAGAUUUGAACAAAGUUUUCCCCCAUUACCUCUCCUUUCAGCAGAAUAUGUUGACCCAUUUCGUGAAGACAAAGCUAUGUUAAAACCCAAAUCCUGUUACAACUGUAAUCAACCUGGUCAUUUCAAAAGAAACUGUCCUGCUUUGUACAAUCCUGGGACAAACCAAGAACGGAAACAAACAUUUCGUGGAAAUACUACCAGUCAAACCGAAGUGUGCCUCCAGUGGAAUCAACGAGCUGUUCCUCGCUGCUUACUUCCUGAUAAUCAAUGCAAGUUUCAUCGACAACAUGUGUGUCUGGUUUGCAAAAAGAAGGGAUGUAAACAACUGUUGCACAAAGAAGAUAAGUUGCCUACACAAAGUCAACUGGAAGAAAAGCUAUCAAGUAAGUUUCAGGCACAAUUUGAUAGUCUGCUCUAA
Molecule: messenger RNA, 1152 nt
Organism: Paramuricea clavata
Lineage: Eukaryota; Metazoa; Cnidaria; Anthozoa; Malacalcyonacea; Plexauridae
Source: the annotation of a GenBank genome assembly